AUGUACAGUGUGAGGAGGUACUUUAUCUUGUUCAUCUCCCUCUGCAGUGCCAUCAUCUUCAUCAUCAUCAUGGUCAUGACACAGUCACGUCAUUACUCAGCAACAGGUUUUUCAAGAGAUUUGACCCAUCUACACGAAUCGAUUAUUGGGAACGUAUUUCAUCAUGGCGCUGAUGAAGACGACAUCCGCCUGACGGAAGACGGCCUUGACCUGUUUCUAAAGGGCAAGGAUGACGUCACAAUCGGAGAAAGGAACAACCAAGAUUUCACAUUAGCCGUGGACAGUUCCCUGGCUGAAGCUCUGUCCAGGAAGGUCCGACUGGCCUGCUUCAUCACCACCAGGGAGAAGAACAUGGAGACGAAGCUGAAAGCCGUGAACGAGACGUGGGGCAGAAGAUGUGACAAGAUGCUGUAUGUCAUGACCACCAACAAAACAGGGCCCGACAUUUUAGGAGUGAACAUACGCGACGCCCAUGGAACCCUAACUGAGAAAAUCGUCCUUGCCUUCACACACAUGUACACAACAUCACUAGACCAGUAUGACUGGUUCCUAAAGGCUGAUGAUGAUACUUAUGUCAUUGUGGAAAAUCUUAAAUUUCUCUUGGCUCAUCUCAACUCCAGCAAACCCGUGUACGUUGGAGACCAUUUUACACCCUUCUCACCUAAUGGGUACAUGGGUGGUGGGGCAGGAUACGCUGUCAGUAGGGAGGCUCUACGUCGGUUGGUAGAGCAGGGCUACAGGGUAUCUGGUAGGUGUCGUCACGCGGGCGGAAGUGAGGACAUCGAGACAGGGCGAUGUAUGUACAAGGUGGCAGUAUCCACAUAUCUAUCACUAGACAAGUACAGCAGAUCAACCUUUCACGCUGCAGCUCCGGAGACCUUCCAAGUUGGUCAGGCCAACUUUGUUGCCGGUUUCUCCGCCCAUAAAUACCACUCGGGUCCAGAGUGCUGCUCACAGCUGACUAUAAGCUUCCACUAUGUGAAACCAGAGCUGAUGAGGACACUGGACUUGUUCCUCUACCAGAUCACUGUGUUCGGUCGGACGGUCAAAUACAAGGAACUCAGAGAUCUGUUCCGAGAAGAGACGUUUCAAAUCCCCCAGAAACGUCGACGUCGGCCUUACCCAGGGGAGACUAUAGAGGAAUACUACAAGAAUGCCACGGAAUGGAGACUGAAGAACACUACCAUCUAUAUUCCAGACACAAAGAAACCAAAGAAAUCAAAGAUAAAGUCAAGUGUGUAGAAUAGUCUCCCAGCCGAUGACAUUAACAAUAUAUUUCACUGCCAUGGUUUUACUGAAAAAGAGAGUUUUUUCAGCACUAUGAGAACCCGUCAGUUCUACAUUUCGGUAUUUCAGCACACAUUGAUGUCUUCUUUGAUUGGCAUUUUAGAAGUUGAAGAGAUGAAGAAUGAGGACAAUGUUUAUGGAUAUACAAUUUCUUUAUUCUGUAUAUGCGACGUUUCGACAUAGAUCCUAAUGUCGUUGCCAAACAAGUGGUACAUGAGAAGUAAUUUUGGGUGAUAUAUACAUUAUAAGUUGUUCACUGGUCACGAGGGG
This is a messenger RNA of Haliotis rubra (blacklip abalone), 1557 nucleotides long. RefSeq names its product glycoprotein-N-acetylgalactosamine 3-beta-galactosyltransferase 1-like. The transcript is spliced from 4 exons. The record is from RefSeq and is a predicted model, not a curated record. The coding region runs from base 1 to 1242 and encodes 413 amino acids. NCBI's taxonomy places the organism in Eukaryota, Metazoa, Mollusca, Gastropoda, Lepetellida, Haliotidae. Gene Ontology annotation, molecular function: N-acetylgalactosaminide beta-1,3-galactosyltransferase activity. Gene Ontology annotation, cellular component: membrane.